This is a messenger RNA of Sorex araneus (European shrew), 1072 nucleotides long. RefSeq names its product C-X-C motif chemokine ligand 8 (gene CXCL8). NCBI's taxonomy places the organism in Eukaryota, Metazoa, Chordata, Mammalia, Eulipotyphla, Soricidae. Gene Ontology annotation, biological process: inflammatory response; chemokine-mediated signaling pathway; neutrophil chemotaxis. The record is from RefSeq and is a predicted model, not a curated record. Gene Ontology annotation, cellular component: extracellular region. Gene Ontology annotation, molecular function: CXCR chemokine receptor binding; chemokine activity. The transcript has 4 exons. The coding region runs from base 73 to 378 and encodes 101 amino acids.
CGGAGGACAGCCUAGCCCGCAAGCUUCAAGGACAAGAGCCAGAAGGAAGUUGGAAAGAAUCUGCUUGGAAGCAUGACUGCCAAACUGAUUGCUGGGCUUCUGGCAGCUUUCCUGCUCUCUUCAGUGCUGUGUGAAGAUGCAGUAGUUUUAAGAUUUAAUGCAGAACUUCGAUGCCAGUGCAUAGACACUCACUCUAAGCCUUUCCAUCCCAAAUACAUCAAAGAGCUGCGGGUGAUCGAGAGUGGACCUCACUGCCCACAUUCAGAAAUCAUUGUAAUUCUCACCUCAAAUAAAGAAGUCUGCCUGGAUCCUAAGGAAAAGUGGGUGCAGAGGGUUGCACAGAAAUUUUUGAAGAGAGCUGAAAAGGAAGAGCCAUAAAAAAAGAAUAUUCUCCAUGUUUUCCAAGAGUUCCUUAACAGAGAAGCCAAUGAAACUUCAAACAAAUCCAUUUUAUCAGUCUGUGUACAGUGUGGCGCUUGUGGUCGGCUGUCAAAAGAAGUUCAGGAUGCCAGUUAGAUAUGAAUUUUCAUAAAAUAAUUGAUAGUUUUUUCAAUAUAACUGGAAAUGCUAUAUUUGAGGGUGGGGGUAUGCUGGUCAGAAUCCAUGAGACUCAUUGUACCUCUGUUUAUUUUUUAUUCCUGAACAGGAGAGAAAGUAUCAGGCACCACACAUAUCCUCAUGUGAGGAUUUAGAAUAAUUUAGAGGUUAUUUUUUUUUUCAUGGCUUCAAAUGUAACUUAUUCACCUAUUUAUUAUUUAUGUAUUUAUUUAAACAUAAAGCAUAAUAAUUUUUGCGUGUGAAUUUGGAAAAUUGGGAAAGGAAACACUGUUAAGAGGACUGUAGUGAAUAACAGGACAGAUGGGAGUGGACUUAUAUUUAUUUUACAUAUUAAAUCUUAGAGAAUUGUUUUGCUCAGGGUUACUACAUUUUGAUCAGUUGCCAGAUUUUGCAGAAUUAAACCCCAAAAUGGGACAUUUGACUUUUAUUUCAGACAAAAAAGAAUGGUUCUUUAGUACUAGUGCAUAAUUAUAUGAUAUUGUAAUUGAACCAGCAAACAGCAAAAGUUUACAAA